Messenger RNA from Musa acuminata subsp. malaccensis (wild Malaysian banana), 1200 nucleotides. Its product is annotated as CASP-like protein 4C1. Lineage: Eukaryota; Viridiplantae; Streptophyta; Magnoliopsida; Zingiberales; Musaceae. The record is from RefSeq and is a predicted model, not a curated record.
UUGACUGACAGGUAAACGAGGAAAAGGUGUGUUAAUUGAACCGUUGGUUGGAAAUAUAUAAAAUGGUCAAAUUUACAAACACUGAGCCCACUUUUCCAAUGACCGGAGUUGUUUGGAUAUCGUCGUCAUCAUCACCAUCCACUCCCUCUACCCCUACUACUACUACGAGUCUUUGUUCGCCACGACGAUGCCGUCUCCACUUCGCAACGGCGAUGCCGCCCAUCCACGCCUCCCCUCGCCCGCUGCCCCUACGCCGCUCCACCACCACAACCACAACUACCCUUCCUUCCGCUCCACCGUCUCCGAGCAGAAGAUCCGCCGCCUCAACCUGCUCAUCCUCCUCCUCCGCCUCGCCGCCUUCUGCUUUUCCCUCUCCGCUGCCGUCUUCACCGCCGCAAACUCCUCCCGCUCCGCCUCGUCCCCUUAUUCCUGGCUGAGCGUCGACUCCUUCCGAGUCAUGUUUGCGGCGAACGCCAUCGUGGCCGUCUAUUCCCUCCUCGAGAUGUGCGCUUCCAUCCGGGAGAUCCUCCACGGCGCCACCCUCCUCCCGGAGCCCAUGCAACUCUGGUUCGACUUCGCCCACGACCAGCUGUUCGCAUACCUGGCGCUCUCGGCGGGGGUGGCGGGGAUGACGGCUGCGCGGGGGCUAAGCGGGUGCACCGCGGACAAGCCGGCCGCCUCCUUCUGCGUGCAGGCGUACAUAUCGGUGGCCCUGGGCUUCGCGGGCUUCGCGUUUCUCGCCCUUUCCGCCCUCGUUUCCGGUUUCCGCGUCGCCUCGUUCGUCCUCACCGGCUCCCGCUUCCCCCUCCAGUGACGGCGGGGCUCGGUUCGUCCGCUCGUCGCCUCCCCGCUGCGCGGCCACCGUCGAUGCCUCGAAGCGCGAAUCCUAAAGCCCCGUGAGCUUGUAAAAACCUAUGGUGAAAUAGCUACAUGUGUUUUGCAUCAAGCCACCGUCACCGUCCGAUGGACCCUCCUCGCACGUGGAGACGUAGGAUUUCGCUGUGUAAUAAAUGCACCCUUGGGUCAGGCGGCGUCCCACACCGGCAGCAGCCACCGGCAGACAGAGAAGGACGGUCUUGCGCGAACAACGCGAGGCGAGAUGGAUGGAUGACAAUGGUAUAUGAUUCCUUGCCCCCUCUCCCUGGCCGAUAUUAUCUAUCAGUGGCGUGGCCGACACAAGGAACAGAUUCUUCUCAUUUA